Vanessa tameamea is the source of this 2061-nucleotide messenger RNA. RefSeq names its product double-strand break repair protein MRE11 (gene mre11). Gene Ontology annotation, biological process: mitochondrial double-strand break repair via homologous recombination; mitotic intra-S DNA damage checkpoint signaling; telomere maintenance. Lineage: Eukaryota; Metazoa; Arthropoda; Insecta; Lepidoptera; Nymphalidae. The transcript has a single exon. The record is from RefSeq and is a predicted model, not a curated record. The coding region runs from base 183 to 2045 and encodes 620 amino acids. Gene Ontology annotation, cellular component: nucleus; site of double-strand break; Mre11 complex. Gene Ontology annotation, molecular function: manganese ion binding; 3'-5'-DNA exonuclease activity; single-stranded DNA endonuclease activity.
CAAAUGUCAAUUUUUGACUGUUGUAGUUUGUACUGAUGUCAUUAUUUACGUUUGAAUACAAAUUACAAAUAAACAUUGAGUCGAGACAGUUGGUUUACACUUUCAUUGUAUACAAAUUAAAAACAAUAAAAUAUCCCAUUAUCACCGAUUAAAACUGUUUAUGAUAAAUUACUUCUGUCAAUAUGGUGCAAAAUGAUACUGAUUCUUGGUCGUCAGACGACACCAUAAGAGUUUUAAUAGCUUCAGAUAUACAUUUAGGUUAUCUUGAAAAUGAUGCUGUACGUGGAGAAGACAGCUUUAUUGCUUUUGAAGAAACCCUUUCUCUGGCCGUAGAAUAUGACGUCGAUUUAAUUUUGCUUGGUGGAGAUCUUUUCGACCACGCAAAGCCGUCCCCUAGUUGUAUGUUCAAAUGUACCCAGAUUAUUCGCAAGUAUUGUUUUGGAGACAAACCUAUUAAUAUCGAAGUAUUAUCUAAUCAGCUAGAAAAUUUCUCACGAAUUGUUAAUUAUGAAGAUCCAAAUCUUAAUAUUUCGUACCCCAUUCUUUCAAUUCAUGGAAAUCACGACGAUCCAGUUGGACAAGGCAGUGUCAGUUCUUUAGACAUUUUAUCCAUUACUGGCCUUGUUAAUUAUUUUGGGAAAUGGACAGAUUAUACUCAAGUCCGAAUUUCACCAGUGCUCUUACAGAAGGGUGAAACAAAGUUAUCAUUGUAUGGAUUGAGUCAUUUAAAAGAUCAGAGACUUGCUAGGCUUUUUGCAGAAAAGAAAGUAACAUUUGAACUCAUCGAAGAUGGUAAUGAUUGGUUUAAUAUCUUGGUGUUACAUCAAAAUAGGGCAGAUCGAGGGCCCAGCAAUUAUAUUUCGGAAAAUGUCUUACCCAAUUUUCUGGAUCUAGUUGUAUGGGGUCAUGAGCAUGACAGUCAAGUUUUUGCUACAAAAGAUGUAAAAAGGGAAAAUGAAAGUUUCUUCGUUAUCCAACCAGGAAGCACUGUAGCUACAUCAUUGGCAGCUGGAGAAGCCCUACCCAAGCAUUGUGUAUUGAUGCAGCUACAUAAGAAAGAAUAUAUAUUAACACCCCUUCCGCUUAAAACUGUGCGCCCUUUCAUAUUUAAGACAAUAGUCCUUUCUGAGGAGAAUAUCGGAGAAGAGGGUGUAAAUGAAAAUGAAAAAGUACAAAAUUUUUUAAAGGACAAAGUUCACCAAGCAAUUAUUGAAGCUGAUGCAAUUCGAAGUGGUGACCCAAAACAACCUGCUUUACCACUUAUUAGGCUGAGUGUUUUUUAUGAACAUGAUGGCCAAGAUUUUAAUCGUGUUAGAUUUGGUCAAAAUUUCAAUGGCCUUGUUGCAAAUCCAAAUGAUGUUCUCAUUAUGAAAAGAGAAAAAAAAAUUCGUGAAAGAAAAGAGUUAGGUGCAAAUAACACCGAAGUUGAUAUAGGUGGGGUGGCUGCUGAAGCGACUGAUGUAGAAUCCUUACUUCGUGCUUAUUUCGAGGCGCAACCGCAAGACCGUCGACUCUCAGUUCUAUCAGUACGAGCAGUUACCGAAGCAGUUCGCGACUUUACGUUAAAGCGUGACGACGACAUUUUUCGUCGCGUUUUAGAUGCUCAUCGUAAACAUUGCGUGGAUUUCUUACUCGAAUCGAAUGCCGAAACUCCAGAGGAAGUGAGUGACAAAAUGAAACUAUGUAAGGAGUCGCUAGACGCGGCCGACGCCGAUCUUCUCAAGACUCUUAUAUCAACAGCGUCUAAGAAAGCAGAAGUCGCCAAACAGUCUGCAUUGGCUAAACACGAGUCGAUCGUGGUAUCAAGCGACGAAGAAGCGCCACCAGGGCGAGGUCGCGGAAGGGGCGCGCGUGGUGGCCGUGGACGUGGCCGUGGUCGCGGUCAAACGCGUACGGCAUCCCCACCUACGCCAGCGCCGGUGCAGGAGCGUCGCACGCCAAGGAGAGCAGCAGCACAGAAAUCUUCCUCUAAGUUACAAAGCCUCAUAGCAGAGAGAUCAUUUAGACGUCGGAGGGAAUCAUCAGACAUUGAAAUUUCAGAUUGAAUAAACAUGAAUUCUA